GCCAGCGAAUGCACCGCGGGGCGAGGCAGCGCAUUGCUCAACCGGCGGUCCCAGCAAGCAGAACAACGGGUAAAAUAUCGUAAGAACGCGUCGUUCCCCAUAACUCGAGCGAAUCUUUCUUUAAUUACACUUUAACUGUGCCCGAAGAAAACUUUUAAAACGGAAAUAGAAUAAACGGAAACAAAACAGCAUAGGGCAAAUGGAAAGGAGCCGGAAAUCCUGGCUAAGGUUUACAACACUGCAAGACUUCCGAGAGCAACGGCGAUAAAUAUGACACACGAUUUAGAGGAAAAUGAGCACAGACCGACUGCGGCAGCAAUAAUACACUGAAACAACGCUCGUUUAAACGUAAACGGCAACUAAAGAGGGAUAACACAUCAUCCCAACCGUUAUAUUAAAGCAGCCACCAGUAGCAAAGUAUGUUAACUUAUUUGAUUAUUUCAUUAGUGAAGAUACUUGCAACUUGUUCUACUAUGGAUUUACUACCUGAAACCACAGAAACUGUACCAAUGCUUAUAAUUCAAUAAUAUUUGUCAUUCUACACAAUAGAAGGUUAAAAACCUAAAUGCUGCUUAUAAACUAUCUGUAAAACAAAUUCCCUGCUGUCAGUAGUGUAAUAAUACUAGAAUAGAGUCUGUAUGUGAAAACUCAUCCAGGUAAGGUUGUCUGGAGAUUGUGUGAAAUAAGAUGCAUGUCUGUUGUUAUUACGUGAUACCUUUUGAAGCUUUUGUGUGAAGUCCUGAGGUCUUUGCUUGUUCUCAGUUUGUUGUGGUUCUUAGACACUAUUUAAUAACACUCACACAACACAUCUUUCCCUCCAACAUUAUAUUUUAAUAUUUUUUUACUUUUUUCUCCAGGUCUGAUUCUUAAAUCUUUUUGUUUGUGUUUUGUAAAUAUUUGCAAUCAUGUUGACAGGAUUUUCCCAAUAAUGUAAAUGUUUUACACAUAAUUAAUUUACUAAAUAAAACAACUUUGAUGAAAAACAUAAUUUGUCUUGGUGUGUAGUUAUUGACUCGUUUUAUUGUAUGUACUAUGUCAAAUUUGUUCCCUUUAAACCACUAGGAUUUGUCAAAACAUAAUUAAACUUAGUAAAUGGCUAUAGAUACGUAGCUAGGUGAGCAGUGUGAAGGCUGCUAUUGUUUUGAAAGUCAUUUAAAGAACGGAAGUAAACUAUAUUGUUAAAUGUAUCCGUAUUGUGUAUUUUCAAAAUAAACAUGCGUUAUGGCGCGUUACUCAAGAUCCUCAUCCUGACCGAAGUUUUCAUAAACGCUGACCUUACUGCUGGUGAAUCAUGCCUUCUGUUGCUGGAAGCACAAGUCUGGAAGACGUUGCUGCUCUUUGUCCGCAUGCAGCCAACUCCAUAAGAGCAGAUAUCCGUCAGGGUCAGCUGGUUUCCGGUUUGGACGCUUUAGCUGUCACGAGUGGUCACAGGUUGUUUGCACAUGGAGAACAGGACGAUCUCAAGGGUCAGGAUGAGUCACACUGUGAUGGUGGGGAAAGCCCUGAGCAGGGAGCAUCUGCUGAUCAAAGGAACUGGAUACGGCCCGAUUUGCCCAGCAGAUGUACAUGGAGGCUGGGGGCACCAGCAUCAGAGUCCCCCCAUAGCCACCCAGAGCGCACCAAGGCCACGAGCAUCCUGCCCAACAUCCUUGGGCAAAUCGGACACACUCCCCUAGUUCGCUUGAACAAAAUCCCAAAAGAGUUUGGACUCAAGUGUGAAGUCUUGGCCAAGUGCGAGUUCUUCAACGCCGGCGGCAGCAUCAAGGACCGGAUCGCCCUGCGCAUGGUGGAAGACGCGGAGCGAGCUGGAGUCCUCCAGCCGGGAGACACCAUCAUCGAGCCCACCUCCGGAAACACAGGUAUCGGCCUGGCGCUCACCGCUGCUGUGAAAGGCUACCGCUGCAUUAUUACCAUGCCUGAGAAGAUGAGCCAGGAAAAGGUGGACGUGUUGAGAGCUCUCGGGGCAGAAAUCGUCCGCACGCCAACGUCGGCAGCCUUCGACUCGGCAGAGUCCCACGUGGGCACAGCGUGGCGCCUGAAGAACCAGAUCCCCAACUCGCACAUCCUGGACCAGUACCGCAACGCCAGCAACCCCCUGGCCCACUACGACACCACGGCCGAGGAGAUCCUGGAGCAGUGCGACGGUAAAGUGGACAUGCUGGUGGCCGGCGCCGGCACCGGUGGGACCCUAACGGGCGUCGCUCGGAGGCUGAAGGAGAGGUGCCCCAACGUGAAGAUUGUUGCCGUGGACCCCGAGGGCUCCGUUCUGCUUGGAUCUGAGGAGAACACGGACAAAAAGGUUUUAUUUGAAGUGGAAGGCAUCGGCUAUGACUUCAUCCCCACAGUGUUGGACAGAUCUGUUGUUGACAUGUGGUAUAAAUGCACAGACUUGGAGACGUUCUCCAUGUCACGUCAGCUGAUCAGAGAGGAGGGACUUCUGUGUGGAGGCAGCUCGGGCUCCGUCAUGGCGGCAGCGGUGAGCGCGGCCCAGCAGCUGGAGGAGGGGCAGCGCUGCGUCAUCAUUCUGGCAAUUCUGGCCGACUCGGUCCGAAACUACAUGUCAAAGUUCCUGAACGACCAGUGGAUGCAGGAGAGAGGCUUCCUCGGCCCAGCGGCUCAGGCGGAGCUCAGGCCCUGGUGGUGGAAUGAGCCUGUGGGGCGUUUACACCUGCGUGCCCCCAUCUCCGUCUCGCCCUCUGUGUCCUGUCAGAAAACCGCCGAGAUCCUGAAGGAGAACGCGCUGGACCAGGCCCCGGUCAUCGAUGAAUCCGGGGAGGUGCUGGGGGUGGUGACCCUGGGCUCCAUUCUGUCCUCUGUGUCCGCUGGGACGGCCCAACUGUCGGACGCCGUCGGACGAGUGCUCUGCAGGACGUACAGGCAGGUGCAGGCGACCGACGACCUGGGGAAGCUGUCCCGGAUCCUGGACGCAGCCAGCUUCGCCCUGGUGGUUGACGACACCCAACAUGGCGCCGGCGGCUCGACGGCAUGCGGGCAGGAGGUGCGUGGAGUCGUGACGGCGACAGACCUGCUCAGCUUCAUCAGCACGCGCCAGGAGGCCUAGAAGUCAAAGUCUUGGGUAAAAGAAUCUGCUGGAAACUGCUUCAGGUUGUAGCCAGGACCGGGCUUCAUAUAUAAAUUGAUGCCACUGUUAGAAACCAAAUCCCAAGCGCUAAAGUGAUAGAAGGUGAAUGAAUGCUUCCAUCUUGUGGCUCAAAAUGAUACCAGUUGAGCUACAAUACUACAGUACAAAUGUUUCAAAUGACAGAAACCUGUUGGCUCCCAAAUACUGUCUUUGGGCACAUUUUUUCUAUUAUGCAGAAAUUAGUUUAAAUAAUAGUAUACUUAGUUUACUUGCUUACCAUUACUUAAGUAGCGGUUUACAUCAGUUGUCACUGCGUGUAGAGUCUCCUCAGACCAGAGGGAGGCAGCACUGACUCACUGCAGGAGGCACAGACACCUACAUGCUGAAGGAUCUGUAUUGAAACCGGACACAUUGACAGUAAAACUGUAAAAUACACUGGGUUCGUUCCAGUAAAACUAAAUCACCUAGAUUUGAAUUUGAUCAUAGGCUUUUCAGUACAAAAUGUCUUCACAGCUAGAGAACUGAAUAGUAAUAAGGCUUUUGUAUUCUGAUUAUAUGAAAACAUUGUAGCAAAUUUUACUUUAUUAAGUCGUAAACUGCUUUUCUUCUAUGAGUUUUAUUAUCUGUUCAGAAACAGAAAUGGUCCAAAUAAUAAUUUACAACACGAUGUUUCAACACGAGUUCCUUUCGUAGAUUCGUAGAUGGAACACAUUAAAGCCUGUGUCUGUGUUCUAGUGUGAUGGGAGUCAGAUGUGCGAUGCUGAGAUCCACAGAAAGACGUAUUACACUGGCCUGACAACACAGCACGCACACACA
Messenger RNA from Betta splendens (Siamese fighting fish), 3898 nucleotides. It is a transcript of the gene cbsb, whose product is annotated as cystathionine beta-synthase b. The coding region runs from base 1292 to 3061 and encodes 589 amino acids. Gene Ontology annotation, molecular function: cysteine synthase activity; cystathionine beta-synthase activity. The transcript is spliced from 16 exons. Gene Ontology annotation, cellular component: cytoplasm. Lineage: Eukaryota; Metazoa; Chordata; Actinopteri; Anabantiformes; Osphronemidae. The record is from RefSeq and is a predicted model, not a curated record.